AUGGUUUGUUUGCUGUAUUCGGUUCAUUGGUACUGCGUCAAGUACGAUGAGUCUCGAGGCAGACCGGUUUUGAGUUACAUUGGAGGUCAGCAGUUUAAGAGCUCUUUGGUUGCUAGCGCUUCUUGGAGCUCUCAGCUUAGUGGAGAGUGUUUGGUGUUGUUAGAGAACGGCGAGGUCUUUGUGUUUGAACUGAAUGAGAGACAUUGCAGUGGAUUCAGAGGUUGCAAGAUGAAGGUUUCGUGGGAGGAUUAUCAAGGGAAGUGUUGGUUAGGGUGUGAGUUUGGUUGGAGGCUUGGGACUUUUAUCGUUGCUCGGUCUGAUGCAGUUUUUGUUAUCACCAGAACCUCUGGGAGUUGUUGUAGUGUGAGAGCUUUGUUGGAGUCUGAGAGUCUGGACAUGGCUGGAGCUGAAGAGUUUGUUGCGUUUGCCAAGGCGGCUAGUAGUGACCAUAGUUUUGGGUUUCUUCUAGCUUUUAGGAGCUAUCUGUAUCUUUGUGAUCAGAGGUCAGGAGUGCCUUUGUUGAAAUGGCAGCAUGAUGUUGAGAAGCUUUGCUUUAUUGAUGUUUAUAGCUUGUCUGAUCUCGGGUUUCGGACAGAUGAAUCAACCACUUCAUGCGUUGUAGUAGGGUCGUUUUGGAAUGCAGAGUCUCAGAUGUUCUGUUAUGGACCUUCUCCUUCUGUUGCCAGUGAUCCUUCUUCCUUGUAUGUCUGGGAGCUUCCACACAAUCUACUCUCACCAGCUGGUAAAUGUCUAUGUGGAGAUUGUGCAAUUAGAGAAGUGAUAAUGAAAGAGUCUCUCCCCGUCUGGAUCGAUUGGCAGAAGAAGAGAGUUCUUGUUCUUGGCUUUGGAGUUUUAAACAAGUACCUUCCAUCACUCAGUUCAUCAGAUGGGUUUACUUUGAUUCAGUUAAAAUCCUCAGGGAAGCUAGAAGCACUCAAGUUUCGUUCUUCUCCUAGCUUGGGAGGAGUAGUGACUCACAGAGACUCCACCUCUGACGAGGUGAACUUAUUGUACUUCCCUGAUGAUAACAUAUACAAACUCCCUCGUCGGUUCAAAUACCUCGAACUAGACUAUCUCUCUGCUUACACAAAAGGGAACCUCACCAAGUUGUUUGAAUCGAGGAUUAGUAAAAAUAGACCAUCAGGAGGUUCGAAGAAGAAGAGCGAUCCUCUCAGCUUAACCUACCACGAGGAGCUAUGCGAGAAGCUGAAUCUCUGCGGGUUCGGUAGAGAUAGAUGCUCCUCCACAGUUACUGCAGUCUUCGACAGUAUCAACUCACCAACAAGCGUUUUCGAUAUCGCGUUGAGAGAGACCUGGUCAAGCUUACCUAUAGAGCUUUUGUUGCUUGCGUUCUCAAACUACACUGAGGUUGAAGGUGUUCUGUUAGACAAGAAGAAACCGUCUCUCGAGUUCUUAUCUGUUCCGGAGUUUCCGCAGCUCCGCAACGGUUGUGUAAAUUUAGAACAACAAGAGUUAUUCUCGCCAGAUGCAGAGUUCGCUGAGAGGUGCAACCAAAUCUCCAAAGCGGCUAGUGAAAUGGCAAACUCAGGUGCAGGCGAGACAACCAUACCACUUGACGAUGACAUGUGGUUUUCAGAGAAGGAGAAGAAGCGGUUCAUUGCUUAUUCUCCAAUCACAAAGACAGAUGAUUCAGAAGAACUCGCAAAGUUUGUCUCCUAA
Molecule: messenger RNA, 1680 nt
Organism: Brassica napus (rape)
Lineage: Eukaryota; Viridiplantae; Streptophyta; Magnoliopsida; Brassicales; Brassicaceae
Exons: 2
Coding region: 1-1680 (559 amino acids)
Biological process (GO): transcription by RNA polymerase I
Cellular component (GO): fibrillar center
Molecular function (GO): RNA polymerase I core promoter sequence-specific DNA binding
Source: RefSeq, a predicted model, not a curated record